GAUGUAAUGGAUUGAUGAGUGGGGAGAGAGAGAGAUAGAGAGAGAGAGAGAGAGAGAGAGAGAGAGAGAGAGAGAGAGAGUUGUUGUUUAUAUUCCUAACCCCAGGAAUUUUCAUUCCCAAUUCUAACAACUUUCCCUUACAAGAAUAUAUAUAAUUACUUGAAGUAUCUACUCUCUCCUCAUCCUCACAACAAUAUUAACACACACACAUCCUUGAAUCAGACCAUUUCUCUCAUUAUAUACACACCAAAUUAAUUAAACUCAGACAGCAGCAGCAUGCAAAGUUCCAUGACAGCCCCUCCCGCCGCUGAUCAUCAUCAGAGUGAAGAAAACGAAAGCAAGCCCAACAGCACCGUCGACGUUGAAGAGAGUGGCAAAAAGGUCGUCAGUUCCGGAUCUGUCAGGCACUACACCCGCUCCAAAACGCCCCGCCUCCGCUGGACGCCGGACCUCCAUCUUUGCUUUCUUCAUGCUGUUGAAAGACUAGGAGGCCAAGAAAGGGCAACACCUAAAUUGGUGCUCCAAUUGAUGAAUGUUAAAGGCCUAAGUAUUGCUCAUGUCAAGAGCCAUCUUCAGAUGUACAGAAGCAAGAAGAUUGAUGAUCCAAAUCAUCAAGUAAUUUCAGAGCAAGAAUUGUUGCUUGAUGCUGGAGAUCGUCAUAUUUAUAAACUCGGCCAACUCCCAUUGCUGCAAGGUUACAACCAAGCACCAAUCUCCAGCUUUCGGUAUAGAGAUGUUCUUUGGGGUAGCAAACCCAAUUCAAUUUAUGGUCCUUACAGAAGGUGGGCAGCAACAGAUGUUUACAUUAAUAUUAGACAAUCUUGUCCAAGAAUUCUUGAAAAUGAUCACAAACAUUUACAAAAAUUCGCGGAGCAAAGCUUUUGGCAAACCCAAAAUAAAAGCAGCCCCACAAACCCUAUUAAAUGCCCAGAUCAUAGAGAUAACAGAGCACACUCAAUGUACGUGCAAAAUCAUCAUUUUUCUCGACUAUGGGCUCAAGAAGGGAGUGGUAAUUGCAACUUGAAAAGAAAGUUUUCGUGUGACCAAAUGAAUCUUGACCUCGAUCUCUCCCUAGAAACGGCACCGAAAAACGAGAAGAAAAUGAAUAAGAGGAGCUUGAAGGAUGAUGAUGAUGGGGUUGAUAGUAUGUUGUCUCUCUCAUUGUUUUCAACAUCCUCGGAGGAAAUUCAUGAUUGCAAGAAUGCAAAAAUAUCAGCUACUUUGGAUCUGAGUUUGUGAAUAGGACAAUGUGUGAGUGAGAUUUUCCAAGUACUUGUCAGUGUGCCAAUGCAUACAGAUCAUUUAUUCGAGGUAAAUUUGUCCACUUUUUGAUUAAUUGUUUUUUUUUUUUGUGAUUCUUGAUUUGUACGUAGAGAUCAUAUAGGUAGCUAGAUAUAUAUAU
This is a messenger RNA of Sesamum indicum (sesame), 1402 nucleotides long. RefSeq lists its product as uncharacterized. NCBI's taxonomy places the organism in Eukaryota, Viridiplantae, Streptophyta, Magnoliopsida, Lamiales, Pedaliaceae. The record is from RefSeq and is a predicted model, not a curated record. Gene Ontology annotation, molecular function: DNA binding; DNA-binding transcription factor activity.